CCAGUGCUCAGUGCCAUGCACUGCUGCGUGUCUUCACGGCUGGCAUGCAGGGGACCAACAGCUGCAACAGACUGCGCUCUGCUUGGUCUGAAACAUGUUUCUCUCUUCUGUUUCCAUCUUCCUGCAGGUUUUUCCCAUCUGCCUAAUGGGCUCUACCCGUCCUACAUUCCCCUGAGCCACCUUGAGCCCCCCAGUGCAGGCAGCCCGCUGCUGGCCCAGCUGGGUCAGCACAGCCUCUUUGAGUCGCAGAAAGAUGGGUUCUACCUAUCCGGCCACGCAGCUCAGUCGGCCUUGCACCCGCAGCCGCCCCUCGCGAGGAGUGCAGGCGGCCACACACCGAGUGCUCUGCUGCGGGAGAAGGAGCUGGGGCAGCUGCACAAGAGCUCCAAGGAGAGCCUGAAAGACCCCGGCGGGAAGGAGCGGGGCUGCAGGACUGAGCUCUCCCUGCCCUUCACCAAGAAGGAGGGCAGGCCGAAGGAGGAGCCGCGGCCCCGCAGCGUGGUAGACCUGACGCAGGACACCAAGCCUGACGGCGAGCGGAAAGUGAGCGUGGUGGAGAAGGCGGUGAAGGCGGGCGAGCGCCUGUCGCCCUUUCUGGCUGAGCACGUGCCAAGUCGGCGGGGCGGCGGGGAGGCAAAAUCCAAGAACCCGCUGCAGAGCUCGUCCCUCAGCAACUGCAAUGGUGGCGGGGAUCCCGUGCUGAAGGUGCUGGGCGCCGAGCAGGACCGCUGCGCCAAGGACCCCGCGCGGCACGACGAGAACGUGAGGCCUUCCGUGCACGCCCACACCGAGCGGCUGAAGCGGGGCGAGACCCUGCUGCCCUCCGUGGGUGCUCUGCACGUCUCCUGCAGCUGUCCCUCCCCGCAUCCCUCGCAGCCGGGCAAAAUGGCGCCCGCCGCCACCUUCCCCCCUCAGCCCGUCCAUUCCAGCGUGUACACCAUCUUCCCGCCGGCCAAGGAGCUGGGAAGGGAGCACAAAGUCAUCGCCCCCACCUUCGUGCCUUCGGUCGAGGCCUAUGACGAGAGGAGCGGGCCCAUCCAGAUCGCCUCACAGGCCCGUGACAACAAGGCCAAGGAGAAGGAGCUGGGCAAGGCCGGCGUACUGCAGUCGCCCCCGGAGCGCUGCCUUGCCGACGCCUCCCGCGCGCUCCUCUCCCAGGACUUCUCUUGCCACGGUGAUGCCAAAAGGAUGGAGGUCCUGAGGGAGAAGGGUUCGGUGAUCAGGGCCAACUCCAUGGUUCUGAAGAGACAGGUUGCAUCGGAGCCCUUCCUCAACCGGCCAGGGCUGGGCUCUCCGGAGAGCAGGGAGUUCCUGGCCUCCAAGGAUUUGCUGAAGUCGAGUCCGGAAGCGGAACACCGUCCCUGCGAGCGAGAGCGCUUCCAGAGAUCCAGCUCCAAAGAAGCGACAAAGGUUUACGGCACUUUGGACUCCUCUCGGCAGCACCUGGACCACAGCCAGCUGAAGCCUCCCGAGCAGAAGUGGAAACCCUUUGAGAUGGGCAACUUCGCCACCACGCAGAUGGCGGUGCUGGCCGCGCAGCACAACCACGUCACCCGGGCGGAGGAGGAGGCCAAGAAGGUCUACCUGGACCCCAGCGGCUUGCCGCGUUCUUCGGUGGUGGGCUCGCGGGGUGCUGCCGACGUCCUGCACCCCACCUCCCACAGCGAAGGCUCGGCCAUGCAGAGCCUCAUCAAGUACAGCGGCAGCUUUGCCAAAGAGACCGCGUCCCGGCAGAGCUGUGGCAAGAAGAGCCCCUUCGGCGGCUUGGGCAACAUGAAGUUGGACUCAUCACAGCUGGGCACCUCCAAAGUGCAGCAGCUGCUGACACAACAGCCGGCCAAGCAGCUGAAGAGGGACCCCGAGAGACCUGAGAGUGCCAAAUCCUUUGGCCGUGAGAGCAUUGGCUCACAGGGGGAGGUAGAGGUGAGGCACCUGCCUGUCGGCAUCGCUGUGGCCGUGGCCCGGCAGAAGGACAACAGCAGCAGCAGUAGCAGCAGCAAGCUGGCGCCCAGCCUGGCGGACCGGGAUCGCUCGCUGUCUCUCAGCAGCAUCAAAGGGCACAGUCGCUCUGAAGAUGACUGCGGGGACGAGAGGAGUCGUCACCGGGACAGCCACCUCCUGGCAGGGCGGCUGGAGCGGGACCAGGAGAAGCUGCUCAGAGAGAGCAAAGAGCUGGUGGAUUUCGCUCGGAUCCACCCCUCCGGCUGUGCCACGAACGGUUUGAACUCCAACCUGAUGGUGACGGGAGGUCCGGCCUUGGCGGGCUCCGGGCGCUGGUCCACAGACCCGGCUUCGCACUUGGCAGCGCACCCCUGGCUCCCCCGAACUGGCAGCCCCUCCAUGUGGCUGGCCGGCCACCCCUACGGACUCGGCCACCCAUCCCUGCACCAGGGCAUGACUCCAGGCUUCCCCCCUGCUAUGGGAGGGGCCCUCCCUUCUGCCUACCAGUUUGCCAGAGACCCGCAGUCGGGGCAACUUGUCGUUAUCCCCAGUGAGCACUUGCCGCACUUUGCGGAGCUGAUGGACCGGGCUCCCCCGCUGUGGCCUGCCAUGUACCCCCCGACCCGGAGCUCCCUGCAGCACGCUCACCAGCUCCAGCUCCUCUCCCAUCAGCAGCUGCUGCGGCAGCACGAGCUGUACAUCCUGCAGCAGCAAGCAGCACACGCCAUGGAGCUACAGCGGAGUGCUCAGCUCGUGGAGAGGUUGAAGGCAAACGAACAGCGUGCAGAUAUGGAAGAGAAGGUGACGAAAAGGAGCCUGGACAGUGCCAAAUCGGGCCUGUCCUCCUCUGCCCCAGGACUGGUACACCGAAAGCCGCCCGUGCUGUCGCCCAGCGCCUCCACAUCCUACAGCAAGGCUGUGAGUCCACCUCCCCUCUCUCCCAGGGCCUCACCCGUGUCUGUGCUCAAAGCUGAGGUGAUCCAAAAGAUGGAGGAGCCACCUUCGCAGCCAGCCUACUCCUACCCUGCCACCCCCAGCUCCCACCCCUCCAGCCCGCCCCCCGCCUCUCCACCCCCUGCUCCUGCCAUCCCUCCAAAGGAAGAGGCACCCGAGUCUGUGGAGAAGAAAGACCUGGAAUUGGAAAAAGAGGCUGCUGGUCCGUUUCAGGCCUUGUUCCAAGAGAUCCCCCCGGGAUAUCCAUUCCAGUCCUUGCCUCCCACCUUCGGCAGACACUACCCCUACCUCCUCCAGCCCACCGCAGCAGCUGAUGCAGACGGCCUGGCUCCCGAUGUCCCGCUGCCUGCCGAAGGCUCUGAGCACAUGGAGCUUUCCCCUGAAGUCAAACCCAUCCACCUGUCUCCGUCCAAAAUGCUAGAACCCAUCCCAACAGCAGCAGAAGAGGAGUCUUUGGAAGAGAGGGUGAAAUCAGAAGUGCAGAUGGAGGAAAGCCAAGAGAGCAUCUGUGAGCAGGACAUGGGGGCUCUGAACAUCACCACCACUGCAGCUGUCCCAGUGCAGAAUGUGGACAGCUGCAAUUUGCUGUUGCAUCAAGGAGAAGCCUUGGGUGCUAUGGAACAGGACCAGGAAGACCUCCAGAGCUGCCCACCUCCUUACCAGGUUGUGGCUUGCCAGGUGGAAGAUGAGGCUCAGGCAGAGGCUGAGGGCGGAGCAGAAACCUGCUCAGUGCACAUGGACUACGACAGCUCACUGGUGCACACAGAGAGCGAGACACCUGAGAUGGACUUGACUCCCCAGCAGGAAGAGGCCUCUGUAGCCAUGGAUCUGCAAGGUGCUGAUGUGCCCCGGGGCAGGGAGUUUCCCAGCCUGCCCCCUGAGGAGGGUGAGCAGGGGUCAGAGAUGCCCUCCUACCCAGAUGAGGCGAUCUCUUGCCAAAUCCCGACUCUGGACAUCAAGCCGGGCGACCCGCUGGCGGGGAUGAACGCUUUGGUGGCUGCCACGGAAAUGCCUCAGGCUUGUUCUUUGUUGACUACUGCCAGUGUCGCUCCAUCCCAGGUGCAGAUGGAGGUGUUACCUGACCAGGCCUUGGAGCACUCCUUCCUGCAAGGGAUCACUUUGCUGAGUGAAAUUGCAGAGAUGGAGCUUGAGAAACGGAAGCAAGAAAUGCAAAGUUCAGAGAGUUUCCCUGUCCGGCCAACGCUGGAGAGUUUGCUGGCUGCCAGUACCCACAUGCUCAUGGAAGUACUUUCCACCCCCUUUAUGGAAAGUCUGAAAACCAUCCGGCUGCCUCGAGAGCUGAAUCCCAACAAAAAGUACAGCUGGAUGCAGAAGAAAGAUGAGCCCAUGUACUCUAUCAAAUCAGCCAUCGAGAACAUGGAUGCAAUGGAGCUAGACUACAGGAUGAGGCUGGCGGAGCUGCAGCGGCGCUACAAGGAGAAGCAGCGGGAGCUGGUGAAGCUGCAGAGGCGCAGGGACUCCGAGGAAAAGCAUGACGAGAAAAGUAGAAGCUUGGCGAGAAGAGGCCCUGGAAGGCCCAGGAAGAGGAAACUUGGAUCAAGCGCUCUGUCGCCCAUUAAGGAGAGAGGGAAGAGUGACAGCAAGAGUGGAAAACUAAGCAAGUCCUUGUUGCUCUCUGAAGACUCUGAGACUGGCGAGGGCAUGAAGAAGAGGCACAAAGGGGCCCUCCCGGAGGAGGAUGACGAUGUGGAGAGCGGCAGUGGCAAGAUGAAAGCGAGGAACCAGAGCUGGGAAGAACACGAUGCUGCUCCCAGCUUCUCAAACGAGUUAAAACUUAAGAAAAAGAAGGUACCAUCGGAUCAGGAACAGCUGGCCAGCAAGCUCGACAAGGCCCUGUCACUCACCAAACAAGACAAACUCAAAUCCCCCUUCAAGUUUGCUGACAGCUCUGGGGGAAAGUUGAAAGCUAGUGGAGGUGGCAGCAAGUACCUCCCUUCUCAUGAGGCUCUGCCAAGUAAGGAGGAGAAGAAGAACCUGUCCAAAAAUCUGGGCCUGUCCUUGAAAUCCACCAAGGAAGGUAAAAACAAAGUGGCUGCCAAAAUGAAGAAGAUGGAGGUGGGAUUAAAAGUCAAAAAUCAGCUGAAGGUUUCCCAUUCACCAGCAAUAUCUGAAGUUAGCAGCUACUCCUAUAAUACGGACUCGGAGGAGGAGGAGGAGGGAUCCUUGAGGGACGAGUGGCCGGCGCAGCCCCCCUCCGCCGCCAAGCCGCGGCCGCCCGGCCUCUAC
Meleagris gallopavo (turkey) is the source of this 5142-nucleotide messenger RNA. The record is from RefSeq and is a predicted model, not a curated record. Lineage: Eukaryota; Metazoa; Chordata; Aves; Galliformes; Phasianidae.